Molecule: messenger RNA, 1394 nt
Organism: Brassica napus (rape)
Lineage: Eukaryota; Viridiplantae; Streptophyta; Magnoliopsida; Brassicales; Brassicaceae
Product: syntaxin-112-like
Exons: 3
Coding region: 232-1092 (286 amino acids)
Biological process (GO): vesicle fusion; exocytosis; intracellular protein transport
Cellular component (GO): plasma membrane; SNARE complex; endomembrane system
Molecular function (GO): SNARE binding; SNAP receptor activity
Source: RefSeq, a predicted model, not a curated record
UUAUAACUACCUUCUCUUUCAAAAUUUGAAUCAUUCUUAUUUCUGAUCAGAAAGAAAAAUCGCAGAGUGAAAAAUAGGAGAGAGAAAGUAUCGAAGUUGAUUGAGAGGAGCCGUUUCUUGCGAAGCAAGCAUUCAUUGUAGUUCUUAUUCCCCGAGAACAAAAACGAAGAUCUUCGUUCCGAUCUUCACAAAACCGUACACUGGUUUCAUCACUCUCUUCUCCGCAAAAAUAUGAAUGAUCUGAUGACGAAGUCGUUUCUAAGUUAUGUGGAACUCAAGAAACAAGCCAAGAUCGAUACGGAAUCAGAGCGCGACGUCGAGAAAGGCGAACUCAACGAAGAAGCCCUUUCCGCUUUCUUCGCAGAGACCGAAUCAAUCAAAACCCUAAUCGAAGAGAUCACUCAUCUCUUGCUCGAACUACAGAACCUAAACGAAGAGACCAAGUCCACGCACAGCGCCAAGAUCCUCCGAGGACUGAGAGACAGGAUGGAAUCCAACAUCGUCGCCGUGUCUCGCAAGGCGAACACGGCCAAAGCCCUAAUCGACGCCGUCGAGACCGCGAAUCGUAGGAACGGAUCUUGCGCGGACAGGACGCGUGUCUCGAUCACUAACGGUGUUAGGGCGAAGCUGAGAGAGACGAUGGGGGAGUUUCAUCGGCUGAGGGAGAUGGUCUUUGCUGACUACAGAGAAGAUCUCAAGAGGAAGUACUUUUUAGCGACUGGUGAUGAACCGAGUAACGAGGACGUGGAGAAGAUGAUAUCUGGAGGGCUUGUGAAGACGUUCGAAGUGAAAGCAGAGAUGGAUUUGGAGAUGAAAGAGAGACAUGAAGCUGUGAAUGAGAUCAAGAGGAGUCUUAACAGGCUUCACCAAGUGUUUCUCGACAUGGCUGUUCUUGUUGAGACGCAAGGAGAUGGGGUUGAUGAUAUUGAAGCUAACGUGGCUGUUGCUGGGAGCUUUGUGAGUGGAGGAACUAACAGCUUGUUCUAUGCGAAUCAGAUGAAGAAGAAGAACAAGAAAUGGGUUGUUUGGGGUUCGGUUUUGGGGGUGAUUAUUCUUCUUGUGUGUUUGAUCGCCAUGCUUGCUUCUCGUUGAAGUGUGUUUCUGAUUCCUUGUUUUGGUGGAGAUUUGUUGUUACUUUUGAUUAGUCUCGAUGGAAGCUAGUUGGGUACUUUUUAUCAAGUGUAGUAGAUCGUCUCUUGAUUUUGUAUCAGUAAACAUUCAGGUUUCGUUUGAUGAAUCUGUAUCUACUAUUCGUCUUUUGUAACCAAAAUGGAAAUGUCAUACACCAAAGUUAUGAAGAGGAAACAUGAUCUAUAUUGUUAUGACUUUGUUUCAUUCGAGUAGUACUUGUAUGAGUGGAGAUAAAAAUUAUAUUUAAUUGACUACAAGAUAUU